Plasmodium adleri (nom. inval.) is the source of this 768-nucleotide messenger RNA. Its product is annotated as small subunit rRNA processing protein, putative. The transcript has a single exon. Gene Ontology annotation, biological process: small-subunit processome assembly; endonucleolytic cleavage in ITS1 to separate SSU-rRNA from 5.8S rRNA and LSU-rRNA from tricistronic rRNA transcript (SSU-rRNA, 5.8S rRNA, LSU-rRNA); endonucleolytic cleavage to generate mature 5'-end of SSU-rRNA from (SSU-rRNA, 5.8S rRNA, LSU-rRNA). Gene Ontology annotation, molecular function: RNA binding. The coding region runs from base 1 to 768 and encodes 255 amino acids. NCBI's taxonomy places the organism in Eukaryota, Apicomplexa, Aconoidasida, Haemosporida, Plasmodiidae. The record is from RefSeq and is a predicted model, not a curated record. Gene Ontology annotation, cellular component: nucleolus.
AUGGUGGAAGAAAAAGAAGAUGAAAAAACAAUCGUGGAUGAAAGAUUUCAAUUAAAUGAUAAACUAUGGCAAGAAGUAAAAAGAGAAGAAUCUAAAAGAGGAAUAAUUUACUUAUCAUAUGUGCCUAUAGGAUUAAAUGUUUCUAGGAUAAGAGAAAUAUUUUGUAAAUAUGGUGAAAUCGAUAAAAUACAUUUAAAUAAAAUAAAUGAAGAAGAUAUGAAUAUUCUAUCUAAUGAAAAAGGUGAUGAAAAGAAAAAAAAGAAAAAAAGAAAUAAUAAAUAUCAAGAUGGAUAUAUAGAAUUUAUGAAUAAAAAAGAUGCUAUAAAAGUAGAAAGUUUAUUAAAUAAUCAUCCUAUAGGAGGAAAAAAAAGAAAAAAUAUAUUAAGAGAACAUUUUUGGCAUAUAAAAUAUAUAAAAAAUAUGACAUGGAAUGAUCUUAUAUCUUCUGUUCUAUUAAGGAAUAUAUCUAGAAAAGACAAAUUACAAUAUUCUUUAAAAAAUAUGUAUAAAAGUUAUGAACAGUUUCUUGACAAAAAUAUGAACAACGAUCAUAAAAAGAAUAUGAAAAGGAAAUAUUCAUCUGAAUCAAAAGGUAACAAAAAAUUGAACUUUCUUACAAUAAAAAAAAGUAAAGAAGGAAAUGAAGAAAAAAAUAAUAUGAACCUUGAAACUGUGAAGAAUAUAAUUCAUGAGGAAAGUAAUGAAAAGAUUCAGAUUAAAGAUAAGAGGAAAACAGUUUCUUCCAAUUUGUUAAGAUCUUUUAUGUGA